Glarea lozoyensis ATCC 20868 is the source of this 864-nucleotide messenger RNA. RefSeq names its product Heme-dependent peroxidase. The record is from RefSeq and is a predicted model, not a curated record. Gene Ontology annotation, biological process: response to oxidative stress. NCBI's taxonomy places the organism in Eukaryota, Fungi, Ascomycota, Leotiomycetes, Helotiales, Helotiaceae. Gene Ontology annotation, molecular function: peroxidase activity; heme binding. The transcript has 4 exons. Bases 1 to 864 code for a protein of 287 amino acids.
AUGCAUCUUAAUACAGCCCUGGCCUGGUCGAGCAUAGCUGCGACAGUUGCUUAUGCUUCAACACUUCUACCGCGCCAGACGACCUGUCCGCCAGUCUGGAGCCAAAUUACGCAGGAGCUAUCAGGAGCAUUCGAAGGAGGAAAAGGGUGUGAACAGAUAGCUCGCGCUGCAAUACGCGCAGCAUUCCACGAUUGCUUCCCUGGUCCAGGAUUUUGUGAUGGCUCUUUGCUCACCAACAAUGAGAUUGACUGGCCAGUAAGUCGAGGUAUGGAAGAUAUCGUGGCACUUUUGCAAGAUAAAGUAGCGAGAUAUGGGGUUGGAAAUGCAGAUAUGAUCCAAUUUGCAGCUGCCCAUGCAAUAAGAAGUUGCACCGAUGGACCCCAAUCCAGAAUCAAAAUCGGUCGUACAGAUUCUCACACACAGGGAAUACAAGCCGACAUCCCGCAAGCCUCAUUCACAGCAGACACGCUCCUAGCCUCCUUCGCAGCCCGCGGAUUAGACCAUACCGACCUGACCGCAUUAAUCGGAGCUCAUACUUGCGCGAACCAAUUCUUCGAGGAUGAAUCUCAAUCUGGAGCAUCGCUCGAUACCACGCCAGGCACUUGGGACAUAACCUUCUACCAACAAGUAGCAGAACAAUCUGCGCCAUUCACAUUCCAAAGCGACGUUAGUAUUUCGCGACAUCGGGAUACUGCUGCUAUUUUUGGUGGAUUCGCUGGGAAUGUCACGCUUUGGGAGGAGAAGUUUGUUCCUGCGAUGGAAAAGAUGGGCAUGCUUGGUGUGACGGAUGUUGAUAUGAUUGAUUGCACAAGUGCGUUGCCUCACCAGCCGGUCGUUACACCACCAGAGGAAACGCAGGAGUAG